AGGAACCAAUGACAGUAGGAACCUUUCUUUCAGCCGCUGAGAAACGGGGACGUUGUUACUGACGGACUGUUGUAAAAGUAAACCGUAAAGGAAACAUUUCCAUGCUGGAAUGUAAAUGCGAUGAUGUAAAUAAUAAGGUAAUGAGGUUAACGAAAUUUUUCCGGAGAAUAUAUUUUUUCUUAUACAUUUAACGCUGGAAUUUGACGCCGAACGUUCUAGCUCGCUUAGGUUUUGUUUACAUCGUUUUUGUUUUGAGUGACAGACUGUAGAUAUGUGGGGAGAAAUCGACCCUCCGGUUAAAACCCAGCAAAGUUCCCAUGAUAUCGAACCGGAGACUGAAGUACCGGUUAAACCUGUGGACUUCUCCCGGAUAUGCGACCAGAACAGACGGAUAGAGACCCAGCAGCCCCCGCAAGACUUCCAGAGCGAGUCCAGCCUCGUGAACGCGAUGCUAACGGACGUGGCCAUGAGCGGCAGCCAGGUGAGGAGCCAGCAGAUCGGGGAGGCUGAGCUGACGCUCGGGGAGCGCAGGCAGGAGCUGCUGCAGCAGUUCCGCAGCAGGCCGCUGGUGUUCCUGGAGAGAUACCACGCCUGUCUGAAGCCCGAACACCUCCCUGCGUUUUCCCACGUCAGCUCCGACCCCAGAGCCCUGCACUACAGCAAGGUGGUGCUGACGCGAGCGGCCGGCUCCACCAACAGGACCAGAGUCAGGAACCAUCGCUACGCCGCCCUCCGAGCUCUGCAGAAAGAGGGAAAGUAUUUCAGCGAAGAGGAGAUGCGGAGGAGAGAGCCUCUGCUGUACGAGCAGUACAUUGGCCAGUACCUGACGGACGAAGAGGUGAUAGAGCGCUCACAGGAGGCCAUGUCGGACGGCGUGGACGAGGGUCAGGGAGCGCCCGGCAGCAGCACAGGAGGACUUGCCAACCUCCUCCUGAACUCCUACCAGGAGAGGCUCAUCCAGAACCGACUGCAGGAAGAGCAGGAGAGGGAGGAUGGUGCACAGGAGGAAGAGGAAGAUGAGGAGGAGGAGGAUGACACCCAGCAGAAGGAGUGGGAGCCCAGUGAUGAGGAGAAGGCUCUGCUCAGGGAGGAGUUUGUCAGUCAGAUGCACCAGCGCUUCCUGGACGGAAAAGAUAAGGAGUUCAACUACAGCGAGGUGGACGAGAACCCCGACUACGACAACUUGGACAUCGUCACCAGAGACGCAGAGGAGAAGUACUUUGAUGAAGAUGAUGAUGACCUACAAGAAGAAAUAGAGGAUGAUAAUAUGACAGAAUAGUUUUUUCGUCGUUGUUCACACUUUACUGUUCAAAAUGUGUAAAUAUAAGUUUAUUAGAAAACAUUGUAAUAAAGCUUUUCUUUGUUUUUCUUGUCAAAUACAAAUA
Molecule: messenger RNA, 1385 nt
Organism: Oryzias melastigma (Indian medaka)
Lineage: Eukaryota; Metazoa; Chordata; Actinopteri; Beloniformes; Adrianichthyidae
Gene: ccdc97
Product: coiled-coil domain containing 97
Exons: 7
Coding region: 272-1279 (335 amino acids)
Source: RefSeq, a predicted model, not a curated record